Messenger RNA from Striga asiatica, 1293 nucleotides. Lineage: Eukaryota; Viridiplantae; Streptophyta; Magnoliopsida; Lamiales; Orobanchaceae. The record is from the annotation of a GenBank genome assembly.
AUGUCGCGAAGGAAAGAGAGCCGUCGGGACCUGCUGGUCGCGGUGGAGGGAGUAGCGACCGCGACACACUGUGACUUGCGGAGGAGGUCUCAGAGUUGCAGGGCUGCCGGUUGGUCGCGAAUGGAGGAACUCGCAGGGAAGGACAGCGUCUCGUCGCGGAAGAGAAGAAGAACUUGCCGGAGGAACUUCACGUCGUCGGGAUUGAGGCCUGCUCGCGGUGGUUCUGAUCGCCGGCUGGAGGGACUCGCCGGGAAUGAGGCCCCAUUUGUGUCCGAGGAUGGUUUGAGUGAUACGAUACGAGUGUCCUUAACUGAGACUCCGGAAGAAGAGAUUGAUCCGUGUAGAAGAUUGGCUAACCUUGGAAUGAGAGCAGCCGAGCUCCAGAUGGGAGUGAACAGGCGGUACUUUGAUUUCCAGCGUAGGAGUGGUCAAUUGCCACUUCAAAAGGAGGGUGAGGAAGUUGAUUAUCGAGGUGUACUUCAUCGUGAUAGCUCGGUUUUGAUGUCAGUUUCUCUGGAUGAAUUGAAGGCCCCUGAAUUUCUGUACAAGUCUAGCUGCAAAACUUGUAAGAUUAGCCCUCAAAUGGUUGACAUCAGCAUAGGAAUUAUCACUCCUUUAUCCGAGCCGCUCACUCCCAAUGCCCUUGUUUUAGUGGUGCUUACGAUCUUCUUCCCCAAGCCUCACGAGGAGCUGAAAAUUCUGAAAAGCAGUGAUGUUGUUAUGAUUCUUCACGACGUGCCGUAUACAGAAGAGAAUAUUGGCAGAGUUCAUGCUGCAAGAAGGCUUUUCGGGAAUCUUUCUGAGAACACGCUAGAUUUUCCAGUUAUUCAUCACAUACAAUUUCCUAAGCAAACUCGCAGGACAAAUGCAGGAGCCCUUUUGGUCGAUGGACUUGGAGAUGGUAUCCUAUUGGAUUCCCCAGAUCAAGACUUUGAAAUCCUCCGAAACACGUCUUUCAAUUUGCUGCAAGGCUGCAGAAUGAGAAAUACAAAGACGGAAUACGUGUCGUGCCCUUCGUGUGGAAGAUCUUUGUUCGAUCAUCAAGAGAUUAGUGCUGAAAUUAGAAAAAAGACUUCUCAUUUGCCUGGUGUUUCGAUUGCUAUUAUGGGUUGCAUUGUGAAUGGACUGGGAGAAAUGGUCGAUGCUAAUUUCGGUUAUGUUGUUGGUGCUCCUGGCAAAAUUGACCUGUGUACGAUGGUGCAAAGAGGCAUUGCCAUGGAAUAUGCGACCGAUGCUUUGAUUCAGCAAAUCAAAGAUCACAGCCGUUGGGUCGACCCGCCUGUCGAAGAAUGA